AUGCCUCUCCAGACCGGUGACAGCUUCCCCUCGGAUGUGACCUUCUCCUACAUCCCUUGGUCCGAGGACAAGGGCGAGAUCACCUCGUGCGGUAUCCCCAUCAACUACCACGCCUCCAAGGAGUGGGCCGACAAGAAGGUCAUCCUCUUCGCCCUGCCCGGUGCUUUCACCCCCGUCUGCUCCGCCAACCACGUCCCCGAGUACAUCCAGAAGCUGCCCGAGAUCCGCGCCAAGGGUGUUGACGUUGUUGCCGUCCUCGCCUACAACGAUGCUUUCGUCAUGAGCGCCUGGGGCAAGGCCAACGGUGUCACCGGCGAUGACAUUCUGUUCCUCUCCGACCCCGAGGCCGCCUUCUCCAAGAGCAUCGGCUGGGCCGACGAGGAGGGCCGUACCUACCGCUACGCCAUCGUCCUCGACCACGGCAAGGUCACCUACGCCGCCAAGGAGACUGCCCGCAACUCCCUCGAUGUCUCGAGCGCCGAAACCGUCUUCAAGCACCUGUAA
Penicillium alfredii is the source of this 504-nucleotide messenger RNA. Its product is annotated as peroxiredoxin family protein. Gene Ontology annotation, molecular function: thioredoxin peroxidase activity. NCBI's taxonomy places the organism in Eukaryota, Fungi, Ascomycota, Eurotiomycetes, Eurotiales, Aspergillaceae. Bases 1 to 504 code for a protein of 167 amino acids. The transcript is spliced from 5 exons. Gene Ontology annotation, biological process: cellular response to oxidative stress; hydrogen peroxide catabolic process; cell redox homeostasis. The record is from RefSeq and is a predicted model, not a curated record. Gene Ontology annotation, cellular component: peroxisome; mitochondrion; cytoplasm.